This is a messenger RNA of Plasmopara halstedii, 945 nucleotides long. RefSeq lists its product as uncharacterized. NCBI's taxonomy places the organism in Eukaryota, Oomycota, Peronosporomycetes, Peronosporales, Peronosporaceae. Bases 490 to 702 code for a protein of 70 amino acids. The transcript has a single exon. The record is from RefSeq and is a predicted model, not a curated record.
GAUCUUACAACAACUUCAGAGUCGCAACCUUCUUGGUGAAUCGUCGAGCUGCGCGUUCCUGUUAUCAGCUGAAGAGAUGUCCUAGCGGGGUUCUGGCCCUUAAAGCUCACAAUGGGAUGCGUUUACUGAGAUUCACGAUAAGUCGUACGUUUUGUGAUUCUAAAAAGUCUCAGUCUUGGUGAGUAGUGUAAAGGCGCUCAGCUACGGGGUUGGCAUCAUUGUCGAUGAACUUGUCUACAAACCCGAUGAUUACUAACAUUCAGUAAGAUCACUAUUGACAAUAUUACGUCGGUCCGAUUUGUCGAAAGCUGUUUUUCACCAGCGACAGAGAUCCGAGCUUAGUCUGGGAGCGUCUUCCUGAUUCCAGAGAUUCCUGCUUUAAAGGAGUACGGCUUGCGGCCGCCUUAAAAGCGACUUCGUCAAUCGGUACUAUUUGUCUCGAAAUGAGCGAUGUAUCUAUGACGCUUUGAGCUCAAGUUGGAAUAGUGUAUGCCGCUGGUACUUAUCCACUUUUGCUUAAAAUUUAAUUCUUACCCAGAUUUUUCGCUUCUUAGCUCUCAGCUCAUUAAUGUUUUCCUCUGUAUCACUAGAAAUGAAAACAAAAUGUCGACGAUCUCCAUCUUUACACCAAAUGCAUUUGGAACAUCAAAAGAGUUUAAACUAUCGUUUGACCAGGAUAAUGAUCCGCUCCACGUAAUGUGAGCCUUCUUCCGUUCAGCUGCAUUUUCAUGCAGAAUGACGUCUGUCAAAGAUGAAGUCCUCCAGUCCUGGGUUUCGACGUGAGACCUGUCCUCUGGACAGAAAACGAAUACGCUAUUGUGUAAAUUUACCUCACGUCCUUUGUUUUUGCUUCAUCAUGAUGAUGCCGCCUUGCAGUGUGCUCGAAGAGAAAAAGCGGGUUUUAGCUGCUGGUAGUGCUUUUAAUGUAGGCAAAAUGGCUUUUCU